Messenger RNA from Medicago truncatula (barrel medic), 2003 nucleotides. Its product is annotated as TMV resistance protein N-like. The coding region runs from base 373 to 1992 and encodes 539 amino acids. The record is from RefSeq and is a predicted model, not a curated record. Gene Ontology annotation, molecular function: ADP binding. NCBI's taxonomy places the organism in Eukaryota, Viridiplantae, Streptophyta, Magnoliopsida, Fabales, Fabaceae. The transcript is spliced from 2 exons. Gene Ontology annotation, biological process: signal transduction; defense response.
UGAUAAGAUAAAACAGAUAGCAAGAGACCGAACAAAACCACAAAUUCAUGUAAUUUUUAGAAACAAUAAUGAUACAUUAACAUCCACAUGACAUCUGGUUAAUCACGUAUAAAAAUAUGGUUUUUUAGUAGAGUAGAUGAUUGAUUCAAUUUCGUGAUGUAUGAGAAAAUAGAUAUCCUUUCUCAAUAAAAAAAUGUUUUAACAUGUUAAAUUCCGCGAAAUUGCUCCCUAUUGACAAGCGCGUUCCAGCAGUUUCAUUUUUUAUUUUUUGGAUAUUAAUCACUACUCAAAAUCAUGUCUAUAUCUCUCACUUUGUUUUGAAUCUGUAUACUUUACAAUUAACACUCUGCAAUUCACAUUCGUUCACUCAUCAUGGCAUCCCUCGCAGAUCAAUUCAAGUACGAUGUUUUCCUCAGCUUCAGAGGCGAAGAUACUCGCCAUGGUUUCACUGGCUAUCUCAAGAAAGCUCUUGAUGACAAAGGAGUUCGAACUUUCAUGGAUGAUAAGGAGCUACGAAAAGGUGAAGAAAUCACACCAUCACUUCUUAAAGCAAUUGAACAGUCCAUGAUGGCCAUCGUUGUCCUCUCUGAAAAUUAUGCUUCUUCAUCCUUUUGCUUACAAGAACUUUCUAAGAUCCUUGAUACGAUGAAAGAUAUGGUGGGUCGUUCCGUUUUUCCGGUUUUUUAUAAGGUUGAUCCUUCUGAUGUACGAAAGCUGAAAAGAAGUUUUGGAGAAGGAAUGGAUAAACAUAAGGCCAACUCCAAUCUGGAUAAAUGGAAGGUGUCUCUUCACCAAGUUACUGACUUGUCCGGCUUUCAUUACAAAGGGGAUACGCCUGAGCAUAUGUUUAUUGGGGACAUUGUUGAACAAGUCUUAGGAAAUAUAGAACCUCUUGCCUUACCGGUUGGUGAUUACCUAAUUGGACUGGAGCACCAAAAGCAACAUCUGACUUCCCUUUUGAAUAUUGGGUCAGAUGAUACAGUCCACAUGGUAGGGAUCCAUGGGAUGGGUGGAAUUGGGAAAACAACUCUUGCUCUAUCUGUUUAUAAUUUGAUUGCCCAUGAAUUUGAUGCUUCAUGUUUUCUUGAAAAUGUUAGGGAAAAUCAUGAAAAACAUGGGUUACCAUAUCUCCAAAACAUCAUUCUUUCCAAAGUAGUUGGGGAGAAAAAUGCCUUAACCGGUGUUCGACAAGGAAUUUCAAUAUUGGAGCAGAGGCUCCGACAAAAGAAGUUACUUUUGAUUCUAGACGAUGUUAACGAGCAAGAACAAUUAAAAGCUCUGGCCGGAAAACACAAAUGGUUUGGUCCCUCAAGUCGAAUCAUCAUCACAACUCGGGAUAAAAAGUUGCUAACAUGUCAUGGGGUUGAACAUACAUAUGAGGUGAGAGGGUUGAAUGCCAAAGAUGCUUUUGAGUUGGUUAGAUGGAAAGCUUUUAAAGAUGAAUUUAGUCCAAGCGAUGAAAAUGUUUCAUUAGCACAAUUGCAUGUUAUAGAACGUGUCGUAGCAUAUGCUUCUGGUCAUCCACUUGCUUUAGAAGUCAUGGGUUCUCACUUUUCUAAUAAGACAAUAGAACAAUGUAAAGAUGCACUAGAUCGUUAUGAAAAAGUUCCUCAUAAAAAGAUCCAAACAACACUACAAAUUAGCUUUGAUGCUUUGGAAGACGAAGAGAAGUUUGUUUUUCUUGACAUUGCUUGUUGCUUUAAAGGAUGCAAAUUAACAAGGGUCGAUGAAAUACUUCAUGCCCAUCAUGGUGAAAUCGUGAAAGAUCACAUUAAUGUGUUAGUGGAAAAAUCUCUCAUAAAAAUAAAUGAGUUUGGUAAUGUGACAUUGCAUGAUUUGGUAGAGGAUAUGGGUAAAGAAAUUGUUAGACAAGAAUCGCCUCAAGAUCCUGGAAAACGCACUAGAUUAUGGUUUUCUAAUGAUAUAAUGCAAGUUUUAGAAGAAAAUACAGUGAGUAAUAAUGUUAUGGAUAAUUUGGCAUUCCACCAUUAACUUUGAUUACC